CGCGUAAGUCCUUACGCACGCGCCGCCCACGUCCAGCUUGCGUGAGCGGAGGCGGUCAGUUCCAAUAAUGCCCCGGAAGGCAGCUAAUCAAGAGGAGGCGGCAGGAGAGCCGGGUCCUGGAGAGAUGGAGGCCGAGCGGCCGCUGCCGGUGCUGCGCUCGGUGAACUCGCGCGAGCCCUCUCAGGUCAUCUUCUGCAACCGCAGCCCGCGCGUCGUGCUCCCCUUGUGGCUCAACUUCGACGGCGAGCCUCAGCCAUACCCGACGCUGCCUCCGGGUACCGGCCGCCGCAUCCACAGCUACCGAGGUCAUCUUUGGCUCUUCAGGGAUGCGGGGACUCAUGAUGGACUUCUGGUUAACCAAACGGAACUGUUUGUGCCAUCCCUCAAUGUGGAUGGACAGCCUAUUUUUGCCAACAUCACACUGCCAGUUUAUACCCUGAAAGAGCGGUGCCUGCAGGUUGUACGAAGCCUGGUCAAGCCUGAGAACUACAGGCAGCUGGACAUCGUCAGGUCGCUCUAUGAAGAUUUGGAAGACCACCCAAAUGUGCGGAAGGACAUACAGCGGCUGACCCAAGAGCACUUUGAAAAUCAGCCCCUGGCAGAGGAGCCUGAGGGAGUCCAUUGAGAUUAGUGGUCCUGAAUUCCAGCUUUGAUGGUUCUGAGUCUUAAUCUGCACAUAGGACAGAUCACUUUCUUUCCAUUUUACAAUGUUUCAUUCAUUCUCGGAGUAAAGUAUACUCCAUUGUGUAAAAGAAAGUUAAC
Phodopus roborovskii (desert hamster) is the source of this 762-nucleotide messenger RNA. It is a transcript of the gene Vhl, whose product is annotated as von Hippel-Lindau tumor suppressor. Bases 68 to 625 code for a protein of 185 amino acids. Lineage: Eukaryota; Metazoa; Chordata; Mammalia; Rodentia; Cricetidae. The record is from RefSeq and is a predicted model, not a curated record. The transcript is spliced from 3 exons.